Molecule: messenger RNA, 3942 nt
Organism: Tachysurus fulvidraco (yellow catfish)
Lineage: Eukaryota; Metazoa; Chordata; Actinopteri; Siluriformes; Bagridae
Gene: zbtb48
Product: zinc finger and BTB domain containing 48
Exons: 10
Coding region: 292-2436 (714 amino acids)
Molecular function (GO): protein binding
Source: RefSeq, a predicted model, not a curated record
ACUUUAUAACUAAAUUAUCCCUAUUUUCUGCUGCUCGUCCUGCGUCACUCAGUGCGGUUCAAUCCGAAUCAGCGCGUUAGUGGAUAAAUAGUGCACUAGACUGCAGAACAAACCAUGAGCUCUUUAGGGCACCUUUAUAGGGCGCGAGAAGCAAUUUGAGACACAGCCGGUGUCACUUCAGUACACGGGGCAAUAAUUACACCUAAAAUUAUGCAAUAAACCCUUAGCGUGGCGUUUCAGACUAACUAGCAAGCUGCUACUUACCUCUUUGUGCGAAAAGCGCCAGUCUUCAUGGAGAAAAGCACACUAGAUGGUGCUCACGCUCAGUGGGUGUUGUACGAGCUCAACCAGCAGAGGAGGCUUGGAAAGUUCUGUGACGUGAUGCUCAACGCUCCGAGCGGCCAGGUCUUCCCUGUCCAUCGCAACAUCCUAGCUUGCUUCAGCAAAAUGUUUCAGGACACGGCUUCUUCCACACCACGUACAGAGAUCAACCUUCCACAAGAGUGUCCUGUUGAUGGACUUGAGCUGCUGCUGCAUUUCUUCUACACUGGUGAUCUCCAGCUAAACAGCAAUAACGAGGCGAAGGUUCGACAAGCUGCGGACGGCCUGUACGUGCCACAUUCGCUCCUUCCUGUCCAGAGUUUGGUCGGAAUUAACGGUUCAGUCUGUAGCGAAGAGAAGCCACUUUACCCCCCACAAACUGUGGACACCAAACCGGACUUGACUGCUAUGCCACAAUCAGGAACUCAACGGGAGGUGAAAAUCAACAACGAAAAGACCUCAACGAGGUCAGAAGCAGUAAUUGUGGAGCUUGAUGAGUCUCCCAGCACCAGCCCAGCCACCGUCACUCGAUCUGGCAGGAGGGUGAGGGGCCCUAGCAGGCUGGUCAGAGACGACGCUGUUCCUGUAGUCUCAAAAGCAAAAAGAAGAACUGCAGCUCCUGGGGCUAAGGAUGAAGGCAUCAUCUCAAAUGAUGGAGAACAGAGCUAUACACAAGUGCCAAGUGAGGCUCAGGACGGACCUGGAGCUCACGAGAACUCCUCCGCCGAAGAGGACGGCGUGGAGGUUUUCAUAGAAGACACCGAUGAAGAAUACACGCCGCACGAUUCGCCCGUCGCGUCUCCUAAAGCUCCAAGAGGGAAACGGAAACGGAAAGGAAGCACGAGCGGCAAAGAAAACGGAGGCGGCUCUUCGAAAGAAACGAAGAAGAGCUCCGUUCAGUGUCCGACGUGUCACAAAACAUUCCUCAGCAAAUACUACCUGAAAGUACACAACAGGAGGCACACGGGGGAGAAGCCGUUCAAGUGUGACAAAUGCGGGAAAUGCUAUUACAGGAAAGAGAAUUUGCAGGAGCACGAGGCGAGGAAUUGUCUCAGCAGGACAGAUAUGAUGUUUUCCUGUUCAAGGUGUCCCAUGAGCUUUAAGAAGAGACAGGAACUGCGUACGCACACAGUCACACACACGGGCGAGAUGCCAAAUAAGUGCGCGUCGUGCUCCGAGCAGUUCAUGCAGAAGAAAGAGCUCAGAAACCACAUGAUUAAAGUCCACGGAGCUCCGAAACCGUACGCAUGUCCACUGUGCCCCAAAUGCUUCCUGUCCCGUACCGAGCUGCGACUCCACGAAGCCGCAAAGCACCGUGGGGAGAAGCUGUUUGUGUGCGAGGAGUGCGGCCACCGAGCGUCCAGCCGCAACGGCCUACAGAUGCACAUCAAAGCCAUUCACAGGAAGGAGCGUCCGUUCGUGUGCGAGAUCUGCAAUCAUGCCUUUACACAGAAGGUCAAUCUGAACAUGCACCUCCGCACACACACAGGAGAGAAACCGUAUCAGUGCCACAUGUGCGGCAAGACCUUCCGCACUCAGGCGAGCCUGGACAAGCAUAACCGCACACACACAGGUGAGCGGCCAUACAGCUGCGAGUUCUGCGAGCAAAGGUUCACCGAGAAGGGACCACUGCAGCGCCACAUAGCCAGCAGACACCAGGAAGGUCAACCACACUCCUGUCACAUCUGCAACAAGUCCUUCAAAGCUGUCGAGCAGCUCCGCGUACACGUGCGGAGACACAAAGGCAUGAGAAAGUUCGAGUGCAGCGAGUGUGGCUACAAGUUCACCAGACAGGCUCACUUGCGCCGCCACUCGCAGAUCCACAACCGUGUGGAGAACUACACCCCACGCCAGAGGAAACUGCGCAACCUAAUAGUGGAAGACGAGAACACAGAGAGUACGUCGUCUCCUCCUCCCACAGAUAUGGCAAACGAGGAGACCCAGCCAGGCGCGACAGAAAGCGGGGAGCAGCAGGACUCGAGGGCUGCCAAGGAAACCGAGCAGGAAAGCUUCGGCAUGGACGAAGUGAUGGAGGUGUUGGUGACGGACACGUUUCCCAUUCAGACUGAUCUGGUGGUGGAGCUGCAGGGUGACGGGGCUGAUGGGAAGGCUUGAGGUUGGAGAAGAAAAACCUACAAGCUGCAAAGGACAAGGUCUGAGAUCUUGAUACACGUACUUGCAUACUUCUAAGUAUUAUUCAACCUUUUUAGGAUACGUACAGUAAGAUUUUAAUGGUGUAGCCAUCAUCCAGCACGCCAUUAUUAUAAUAAUUUAAAGAACUGUACAAGCAGUGACUAAGGAUUCAGAGCAGUCUUAGCCAUGAAGGUGAAGGUUUUUUUUUUUUACUUUUGCUAAUAUAUAUAUAUAUAUAUAUAUAUAUAUUUAUUAGUAUGUACAAUAAUUUUUUGGCUGUUUUGACAUUUCAUAGUUUCAGGAAUUAUCCAGUUAUUACGUUCAACAGCAUCUAUAAUAAACUGGAACAUUUAAGAUUUUAUGAAACUCUACGUUUCAGCUAACGCAGCAUUCGAACCACACGAGGAAGAAAAUUCACCAAACAGGAAAAGACACAGCAGUCAUGUCAAGUAACAUGUCGACCUAUGAAUUUCGGACUUUAGGAGACGAUAGACAAUCAAUGAGAGGAAAAAAAAAAAAAAAAAGAGUUUAUUAUGAAAUAGGAAUCACAGGGUUUUUUACACCUGCGUCACUUCAUGUGUUUUCUGUGAUCAGAUAGCUAUCGGAUGGUAAAAAGACCAGGUGUAAAUGCCCUCCGAAACGUUUUCGAGACAGAUCUAAAUCCGAUUGUUCGAACCCCUUCAGGAGGUGGUCUGGGACGCAUUUCAGAUGAAACUGGACAGGUGUAAAUGAAUGUGGUUGUUUAAGCCACAUACGGCAGUGCUAUACUCCUCCCAAAUGGAAGUACGUCACUCGCAGGUGACUCACGAGUCGUGCAUCGCGCCAGAAACAUAUGUUUUCCCACCAGUGCUGCUCCGAUCUUUCACCCAGGUGUCUCGUUGGGUCUUAAAAUGCACUGCUGCCGCCAGCAAAAAUGCAGCAAACAGUAAAUGCUGUUUUUUGUAGCAACAGCAUACACCAAAGUGUGUUUCAUUUCAAUUACCCCGGAAAUGAAGAAAAAUAUAUUAGCAUUUUGGGCGGGAGCAGAAAGAUCAGAUUGAUAUCCGAUUCGCUGAGACGCAUUUAUGUGGCCUAAUGUAAAUGGAACAGUUUUAACAAAUCAGAUAGCUAUCAGAUCAGAGACAGCACAUGAAGUAAAAAGGCCUACAAAAAUAAAUCUAUUCGAAUUGUGUGUGUGUGUGUGUGUGUGUAUAUAUAUAUAUAUAUAUAUAUAUACACACCUUUACAUAAAAUUGAGUUUUGCAGGAAAUACAUUUCUAGUGUCAGCAUCGAUACCGAAGACGUAACGUCUAUUUUUUUCCGAUACGGGAGAACUGAAAUCUACGCUGAGACGUCAUGGGUUUAUUUUACAGUCUCAUAUCUGUAUUCAUUUCUGUAUAUACUGUACGUAUGUACAUAUUUUCACUUCUUUACAUAUUGUAUGUCACGGCGAUGCGAUUACAUUCGUUACUGAACAUCUAACGGUGCAAAUAAACAAACGUCACGGUU